GUGAAAGGUUCUGAAGAUGGCGGCGUCCUUUAUGGAAGAUGAAGUGGAUAACGAUGACUAUUAUUCACUUCUUAACGUCAGGAGGGAGGCUACUCAGGAGGAACUAAAGGCAUCCUACCGCAGGCUGUGUAUGUUAUACCAUCCAGACAAGCACAGAGACCCAGAGCUGAAAAAACAAGCGGAGCAACUCUUUAACCUUGUUCACCAGGCUUAUGAAGUGCUCAGUGACCCUCAAUCAAGAGCAAUUUAUGACAUCUAUGGGAAGAAGGGGUUGGAGAUGGAAGGAUGGGAGGUUGUAGAAAGGAAACGAACAGCAGCUGAGAUCAGAGAAGAAUUUGAGAGAUUACAAAGGGAAAGAGAAGAAAGAAGGCUUCAGCAGCGAACCAAUCCUAAGGGGACAAUUAGUGUUGGAAUUGAUGCCACGGAGCUGUUUGAUCGUUAUGAUGAAGAUUUCGAAGACAUUCCAGGAAGUGGCUUUCCCCAGAUUGAAAUUAACCGAAUGCACAUCUCUCAGUCUAUUGAGGCCCCUCUGACUGCUACGGAUACAGCAAUUCUCUCUGGAAGCCUCUCCACACAGAAUGGCAAUGGUGGGGGAUCAAUAAACUUAGCUCUUAGACGAGUGACCUCAGCCAAAGGAUGGGGAGAGUUAGAGUUUGGAGCUGGUGACCUUCAAGGACCGUUGUUUGGUCUUAAGAUCUUCCGUAAUCUUACACCUAAAUGUUUUUUCACAACAAACUGCGCUUUGCAGUUUUCCUCUCGCGGUAUUCGGCCAGGCCUGACGACCAUGGUAGCUCGGAAUCUAGACAAGAACACUAUGGGUUACAUCCAGUGGCGAUGGGGGAUCCAGUCAGCGAUGAACACCAGUAUUGUCCGAGACACAAAGAACAGCCACUUCACCUUGGCGUUUCAGCUUGGAAUUCCCCAUUCCUUCAUGAUGGUUAGUUACCAGCACAAAUUUCAGGAUGAAGAACAAACACGACUAAAAGGGUCAAUAAAGGCUGGGUUUUUUGGUACACUGGUGGAGUACGGAGCCGAGAGAAAGAUUUCAAGGCACAGCGUGCUGGGAGCCACAGUCAGUGUCGGCGUGCCCCAAGGAGUAUCUUUAAAGAUAAAGUUAAAUAGAGCUAGUCAGACAUAUUUCUUUCCUAUCCACCUGACAGAUCAGCUUCUGCCAAGCGCCGUAUUUUAUGCCACUGUGGGCCCUCUUGUUAUCUACGUGGCCAUGCAUAGGCUUAUCAUCAAACCCUACCUCAGGGCUCAGAAAGAGAAAGAGCUGGAGAAGCAGAGAGAAAACUCUGCAACAGAUGUGCUUCAGAAGAAGCAAGAGGCAGAAGCUGCAGUGCGGUUAAUGCAAGAAUCUGUCAGAAGGAUCAUUGAAGCUGAAGAGGCAAGAAUGGGCCUGAUAAUACUCAAUGCCUGGUAUGGCAAAUUUGUGACGGACAACAGCAAAAGGAAUGAAAGGGUAAAGGUGAUUGAUGUGACUGUGCCGCUGCAGUGUUUGGUGAAAGACUCCAAACUGAUCCUGACGGAGGCUUCCAAGUCUGGGCUGCCUGGUUUUUAUGACCCUUGUGUUGGAGAAGAGAAAAGCCUCAAGAUCCUCUACCAGUUCAGAGGAGUCAUGCACCAAGUCAUGUCUGGGGACAAUGAGCCACUUAGGAUACCAAAACAAUCUCACAAGAUCGACACAGACGGCUAGCACUGCUGCUGCCCACGGAGGGAAGGCACUACGUGGGACUUGGAUGGACCCAGGCUCUGGAAACAUUUACUUGGGGUCCUUGGGAAACGAACAAAAGUCAAGAUGUUAUUACCAGGCAGGAAAUAUGAGAGAUGUCUUGGGACGGGCCUACUAUAAUGUGCACACCACAUUCUCUGGGUAUAACGUGGCAAUAUUUCAUUGGUGACAUAUGGAGGAACUAGCUAAGGAGUGGUGCUAACAGCCAGACCUACUGUACCAGUACAAUUGGUUCCUGACCUUAGGAUUAAAUUGAAUAAGUCAACGAGAUCUGAGGAACUGGCCCUAAUAACUGACAAAUGAAAAGGCACUACCCAGUCCAACCCCACCAAGCAACAGGGCGAGACCAGUGUUUCCCAGACUCUGCUGCUCCUCAGCUCGUUUCCUUUGUUUCUGCACUAAUUAAAUUAGCGAUUUGAUACACAAAGACCUUCAUCUUUUGUGAAUGAAAGGUUCCAGCAUCCACAGCCUGCCGAGGAUGCUGGGAAGUUAAGUUCACAGGCCCUGGAAGGCCAUGACAUCCAGAGGUUACAUAUGUAACAUCAUCCAGGGAGCCAUAUAAAGUAAAGGGAUGUCCUAAUAUGCUAAGAUCUCUCUCCUAUAUAUUUCUGCUGUAUCGUGGGCUACUGGUAUGCAGGGAACAUAUUUAUUAAAAGAAAAUGCUGGUUUUAUUUUUUUUUUAAUUAUUAUAUAUAUAUAUAUCUACGCAACUGUCUGCAUGUCUCUCUUGCCAAACUAUUUAGCAAUCUUUUUCCAUCAGGCCUGUAGUAUCUAAUACUGCCACAUGGGGGCGCCUGAAGCAAAUCAUUUUACAAGCAAAAAUGAUUUGUAUUUAUUCGAUCUUAUAUUUUAGUCCUAGUCUUUCCUUUUUUGUUGCAUUUUGUUUGAACCAAGGUAAAGUAAGAACUCAGGGCACGUAUUUAUGCACACUAUCAUCAUCUGAACCCACAGUUUAAUUAGGGAAUUGUCAAUUAUAUAUAUAUAUAUAAUGUUGUGAAAGUGCAACAGUGGGGUGCUGUUGGCAUUAAUGGCAUUGAUCAUUAUCCUUUAUAAAAAGAUGCAUUGCCAUUAGUCUCUGCUCCAUAUACACCCUGUAUUUCUGCUGCCAUCAUAUUUUCUAUAGGGGAUACUUGUCUGUCUCACUGGAGGGCCUGAACCAGACAAACCUGCAGCAGGUUUAUUUUGUAACACCAAUGCCAGAGUGAAAUAAAUCAAAUGUUAAUAAAA
This is a messenger RNA of Xenopus tropicalis (tropical clawed frog), 2959 nucleotides long. It is a transcript of the gene dnajc11, whose product is annotated as DnaJ heat shock protein family (Hsp40) member C11. Gene Ontology annotation, cellular component: mitochondrial outer membrane; mitochondrion. NCBI's taxonomy places the organism in Eukaryota, Metazoa, Chordata, Amphibia, Anura, Pipidae. The record is from RefSeq and is marked provisional. Gene Ontology annotation, biological process: cristae formation.